GACCAUGGGUCACUAGGAAUAGCAGCAUAGAUAGCGGAGAAACAGAAGUGGGGCGCAGGGUCACCCAGGAAGUGCCCCCGGGAGUGUUUUGGCGAUCUCAGAUCCAUAUCAGCCAGCCACAGUUCCUGAAGUUCAACAUAUCCUUAGGGAAGGAUGCUCUUUUUGGUGUUUAUAUAAGAAGAGGACUUCCACCAUCACAUGCCCAGUAUGAUUUCAUGGAACGCUUGGAUGGGAAAGAGAAAUGGAGUGUGGUGGAGUCCCCACGGGAACGUCGAAGUAUUCAGACCCUUGUUCAGAAUGAAGCUGUGUUUGUCCAGUACUUAGAUGUGGGUUUGUGGCACCUGGCAUUUUACAACGAUGGCAAGGACAAAGAACUGGUCUCUUUCAGCACGGUUAUUUUGGACUCGGUGCAAGACUGCCCACGUAAUUGUCACGGGAAUGGCGAGUGUGUAUCGGGUGUCUGCCACUGUUUCCCAGGAUUUCACGGAGCAGAUUGUGCUAAAGCUGCCUGCCCGGUCCUAUGCAGUGGCAAUGGUCAGUACUCUAAAGGCACUUGCUUGUGCUACCGAAAAGGCCCAGAAUGUGUUUUCCCCCCCAGCCAGUGUAUCGAUCCCUCAUGUGGAGGUCAUGGUUCCUGCAUCGAAGGGAACUGUGUCUGUUCUGUUGGCUAUAAAGGAGAAAACUGUGAAGAAGUUGAUUGCUUAGAUCCAACGUGCUCCAACCACGGCGUCUGUGUCAACGGAGAAUGUCUCUGCAGCCCGGGCUGGGGGGGAAUAAAUUGUGAGCUUCCCAGAGCCCAGUGUCCAGACCAGUGCAGCGGGCACGGUACCUACCUGUCCGACACGGGGCUUUGUAGCUGUGAUCCCAACUGGAUGGGUCCCGACUGCUCCGUCGAAGUGUGCUCUGUAGACUGUGGCACUCACGGGGUGUGCAUUGGCGGAGCGUGUCGCUGUGAAGAAGGCUGGACAGGAGUGGCGUGCGACCAGCGCGUGUGUCAUCCCCGUUGCACGGAGCACGGAACUUGUAAAGAUGGGAAAUGUGAAUGCAGAGAGGGCUGGAAUGGGGAGCACUGCACCAUUGGUAGGCAAACGACAGGCACCGAAACAGAUGGCUGCCCCGACCUGUGCAAUGGCAACGGGAGGUGCACGCUGGGUCAGAACAGCUGGCAGUGCGUCUGCCAGACCGGCUGGAGGGGGCCUGGAUGCAACGUUGCCAUGGAAACCGCCUGCGCCGAUAACAAGGAUAAUGAGGGAGACGGCUUGGUCGACUGCCUCGACCCGGACUGCUGCCUCCAGUCGACGUGUCAGAACAGCCUGCUGUGCCGGGGCUCCCGCGACCCGCUCGACAUCAUCCAGCAGAGCCAUUCUGGUUCUCCGGCUGUGAAGUCGUUCUACGAUCGAAUCAAGCUCUUGGUGGGGAAGGACAGCACUCAUAUCAUCCCGGGAGAAAACCCCUUCAACAGCAGUCUUGUGUCUCUCAUAAGAGGCCAAGUGGUGACUACAGAUGGAACUCCUCUAGUUGGGGUCAACGUGUCAUUUGUCAAGUAUCCAAAGUACGGCUUCACCAUCACUCGGCAGGACGGCACGUUUGACUUGGUUGCAAAUGGUGGAGCAUCGCUGACCUUGCACUUUGAACGGGCCCCGUUCAUGAGUCAGGAAAGGACAGUGUGGUUGCCAUGGAACAGCUUCUAUGCCAUGGACACGCUCGUGAUGAAGACAGAGGAGAACUCCAUUCCCAGCUGUGAUCUAAGUGGUUUUGUCCGCCCUGACCCCGUCAUCAUUUCGUCACCGCUUUCGACUUUCUUCAGCGACGCUCCUGGCCGCAAUCCCAUUGUACCAGAAACCCAGGUUCUUCAUGAAGAAAUUGAGAUCCCCGGCUCUAGUAUAAAGCUCAGCUACCUGAGUUCCCGCACUGCUGGAUACAAAUCCUUGCUUAAGAUCACCAUGACUCAGACGCUCGUGCCGCUGAAUCUGAUCAAAGUUCACUUGAUGGUAGCAGUAGAAGGGCAUCUGUUUCAGAAAUCAUUUCAGGCGUCUCCCAACUUGGCAUAUACAUUUAUCUGGGACAAAACAGAUGCGUAUGGUCAGAAGGUUUACGGGUUGUCAGAUGCUGUAGUUUCUGUGGGUUUUGAAUAUGAGACUUGCCCCAGUCUCAUUUUAUGGGAGAAGAGGACAGCACUGCUGCAAGGAUUUGAACUAGAUCCUUCAAAUUUAGGAGGAUGGUCUCUGGAUAAACAUCACGUACUUAAUGUCAAGAGUGGUAUAUUACACAAAGGCAAUGGAGAAAAUCAGUUUCUGACUCAGCAGCCGGCUGUGAUAACCAGCAUUAUGGGGAACGGGCGCAGAAGAAGCAUAUCCUGCCCUAGCUGCAACGGUUUGGCAGAAGGAAAUAAGCUUUUGGCCCCUGUAGCGCUGGCAGUGGGUAUUGAUGGAAGCCUCUUUGUGGGAGAUUUUAACUAUAUUCGGCGUAUCUUUCCAUCCAGGAACGUUACCAGUAUAUUGGAGCUGAGAAAUAAAGAGUUUAAACAUAGCAACAAUCCCGCUCAUAAAUACUAUCUGGCCGUGGACCCUGUUUCAGGCUCACUGUACGUGUCGGACACCAAUAGCCGACGGAUCUACAAAGUCAAGUCCCUCACUGGCACGAAAGACCUAGCUGGUAACUCCGAGGUGGUGGCAGGGACUGGAGAGCAAUGCCUGCCCUUUGAUGAAGCCAGAUGUGGGGAUGGAGGAAAGGCAGUGGACGCGACCCUAAUGAGCCCUCGAGGAAUUGCAGUGGAUAAGUAUGGCCUCAUGUAUUUCGUUGAUGCCACGAUGAUCAGAAAAGUGGAUCAGAAUGGAAUUAUAUCAACUCUUCUGGGCUCCAAUGACCUCACUGCUGUUCGACCUCUCAGCUGCGAUUCCAGCAUGGAUGUCACCCAGGUACGGCUGGAGUGGCCUACUGAUCUCGCUGUCAAUCCCAUGGACAACUCACUUUAUGUCCUAGAGAACAAUGUUAUUUUGCGGAUCACAGAAAACCAUCAAGUUAGCAUUAUUGCUGGACGCCCCAUGCACUGCCAGGUUCCUGGUAUAGACUACUCUCUUAGCAAACUGGCUAUUCAUUCUGCACUUGAAUCAGCCAGUGCCAUUGCCAUCUCACACACAGGAGUUCUUUACAUCAGUGAGACAGAUGAAAAAAAAAUUAAUCGGCUACGCCAGGUAACUACCAAUGGAGAAAUAUGCCUUCUUGCAGGGGCAGCUUCAGACUGUGAUUGCAAAAAUGAUGUCAACUGUAAUUGCUAUUCUGGGGAUGAUGGGUAUGCCACUGACGCCAUCUUAAAUUCACCAUCUUCCUUAGCUGUGGCUCCAGAUGGUACCAUCUACAUAGCUGAUCUCGGAAAUAUCCGCAUUAGGGCUGUCAGUAAAAACAGGCCCAUUCUUAAUUCUUUUAACCAAUAUGAAGCUGCAUCUCCAGGAGAACAGGAGCUGUAUGUCUUCAAUGCUGACGGGAUUCACCAGUACACUCUCAGCCUCGUUACCGGGGAGUACUUGUACAAUUUCACCUAUAGCAGCGAUAACGAUGUUACGGAGGUGAUGGACAACAACGGCAACUCCUUGAAGGUCCGUCGGGACGCCAGCGGGAUGCCCCGCCACUUACUGAUGCCGGAUAAUCAGAUUGUCACGCUGGCUGUUGGCACUAACGGUGGACUCAAGCUAGUCUCAACACAGACCCUGGAGCUCGGAUUAAUGACAUAUAAUGGAAACAGUGGUCUCUUAGCAACGAAGAGUGAUGAAACAGGAUGGACAUCAUUUUAUGACUAUGAUCAUGAAGGGCGUCUGACCAAUGUAACACGUCCCACUGGAGUGGUAACUAGCCUUCAUCGAGAAAUGGAAAAGUCUAUUACCAUCGACAUUGAGAAUUCUAAUCGGGAUGACGAUGUCACGGUCAUCACAAAUCUCUCCUCUGUGGAGGCUUCCUAUACAGUUGUUCAAGAUCAAGUGAGGAACAGCUACCAGCUCUGUAAUAAUGGUACUUUGAGAGUGAUGUAUGCCAAUGGCAUGAGCAUUAGCUUUCACAGCGAACCUCAUGUCCUGGCUGGGACUGUGACUCCCACCAUAGGACGAUGUAAUAUUUCUCUACCAAUGGAAAACGGUUUAAACUCAAUUGAAUGGCGUCUGAGGAAGGAACAGAUUAAAGGCAAAGUGACCGUGUUUGGAAGAAAGCUCAGG
This is a messenger RNA of Apaloderma vittatum (bar-tailed trogon), 4205 nucleotides long. Its product is annotated as teneurin-2-like. The record is from RefSeq and is a predicted model, not a curated record. Gene Ontology annotation, biological process: neuron development; heterophilic cell-cell adhesion. Gene Ontology annotation, cellular component: neuron projection. NCBI's taxonomy places the organism in Eukaryota, Metazoa, Chordata, Aves, Trogoniformes, Trogonidae. Gene Ontology annotation, molecular function: protein heterodimerization activity; cell adhesion molecule binding; protein homodimerization activity.